AUACUUUUCUAUGAUGUAGUUUAUAGUGAAGUCUUAGGAUAAGGGGAAGCUUAUUGAAGUAUUAUAGGUUAAAACAUCUUAUCAAUUCUGGAGAUGGUUUUUGUCUAUCGGUAAAGAGAAUCUCAAGAAGUACAACAAUGAGAACGGCACCAAAAUCAUUAUUAUGCAGGAGCAAACAAUCAGACAAACUGAUCUGAAUCGCUUGUGCCUGUUACUACGUAUCCAAAUCAAGGAGUGCUAUCAAAAUGCUAGGAAGCGUGCUCCGGAAAUUCGUAUCAGACAUAACAAGGUCGAGAUAAGUGGAGUAGGCACAUAUGAUCCAGUAGUACUAUGUCGUCGUCUGAAAUGGAAUCUACCUGAGUGGCAUGGUACGCCCAUGGAGGAGCUAAUGGAUCUUCGUUUAAAGAAGGAACAGGAGGCAGGUAGCUUGGUUUUGGGAGAGCUCGCGUUACCUGGACUCACUGCUGAGGAGCAAUCAGAGGGAAGGAUGCUGCAGGCCAACAAGGAGAACUGGACGGAAGUGGUCAAAAAGAAGAAACGUCCAUCACAGGAUAGCCGUGACGACAAUGGAGCUACCAAAAAAUACAAAAAAGCGGAUAUGGCUUCGACUUCCCGUGCAUAA
Cylicostephanus goldi is the source of this 622-nucleotide messenger RNA. Lineage: Eukaryota; Metazoa; Nematoda; Chromadorea; Rhabditida; Strongylidae. The record is from the annotation of a GenBank genome assembly.